Messenger RNA from Aphanomyces astaci, 1708 nucleotides. RefSeq lists its product as hypothetical. Gene Ontology annotation, cellular component: endosome. The transcript is spliced from 8 exons. The coding region runs from base 27 to 1703 and encodes 558 amino acids. Gene Ontology annotation, biological process: endocytic recycling. NCBI's taxonomy places the organism in Eukaryota, Oomycota, Saprolegniomycetes, Saprolegniales, Verrucalvaceae. The record is from RefSeq and is a predicted model, not a curated record.
CACGCAACGGGUGUUGGCGAGCAUCGAUGGCGUACACAAGUGACCGUUCCUCCCCUGAUGGUGGCACCGACGGCACAUGGCAGCUUGGUGUGAAGAAGUUGACUCUGUCGGAGUCCAGGUUGGUCAGAGAAUGCGUCUUGUCGGCGGUGGUGGAACAAGAUGACCCUUUAUCGUUGGUGGUCCCUUCCGACAAAGCUUUCACUCGCACGGCACCGCUAGUAUCUUCAACCAGCACCGUUCCAUCCAAAACACUUGUACAAGCUUCUUCCCAUCCGGGAACUUCCUCCAACGAUGUGGUUGCGCUCGAAGCUGGCGAAUUGGAUCCCUUGAGUGCGUUCAUGUCUGACGUUCGGGACAACCAUGGAACCGCGGCAAACGCGACGCUUCCUCCUCCGACAAGCGACUCCGUGAUUGCGUUGUCCUAUGUUGACCCCAAGAACGAGCUCUUGGACGAAUGGACCGUCCUAAAAGACGUCGUCUUCCAAACUUUUUCCGCCGAGCGCUUCCACAUCACUCUCCACGCGAAUGACGACGCCACCGACAGCGACGUCAAGAAGAAAGUCGUGUACUCGAACUCUACCACGAGCAACAACCCAGUGAUGCAGCGGGCGCGGGCUCGUCUGGAGCAGCUCGAGAACCCCACGGCGCUCGACGAACCCACGACUAUCGAAGUCUCCCAGAGCGAGUACAUCAGCCGAAUCAAAGCCCUCCAACAGGAUUUUCUCAACGCGUGGCACGACGAUCAAAAGGUGCUGGCGCUACGCAUCACCAUCAAGUGCAUCAAGUUAUUAGGAGACACGUCGUUCCCCAAGUUUUACCCGUGCAUGUUUGUGCUCGUGAGCGACGUGCUCGACUGUUUUGGCGCGCACGUGUUUAAUCGGAUCAAGGCCAAGGCCGACGACCAUCACGUCCUUCCACAUGGAUUUACAUGUGUGGACGUGGACAUCGAGGCCAAGGAAACGUGUCGAAACUGGUUUUACAAGACGGCGUGCAUUCGAGAACUGUUGCCGCGCAUUUAUACUGAAAUCGCUCUUCUGCGGUGCUAUCGCUUUCUCUGCGACGGCGAGUACCCGCACAUCGUCGCACGUUUGUCCAACAUGAUCAAGGGCGUGGGGGACGUGACGGUCGCACUGUACGCGCGGACGUACUUGGCAUUGGCCAGCAGUCGUGUGUUGCCUGCCACCAAUUCGACUAACGUGCUACUGCAGUCGAUGCAAGACUACAUGUACAUCAUGCAUCGCUUUGGAUUGGACAAGGCAGUGCAGUAUUAUACACAGACAGAGUCGACCGAGUCGGAUCUCCAAGCAAUUCACGCGCCGGGCGUCCACUGGCUCAUGAAAAGCAUCGCGUUGGCUGCGACCGAGCAACACGUGGAUUUACUGUUUCACGAGUAUAAACAAUACGCAGAGAAUAGCAUGGUGUUGGAGCAGAUGGUCACGGCGUUCCCGGGCAAGUUACUCGCCAAGCACACGAUGGCGUUGGUGCAACUCAUUCGCCAAACUAACCACAAGGAAGAACUAUUUCGGUGUUUAUCGCUCAAGUUGGUGGAAGCGCCGCCUCCUGCCCACGACAAGCUCGUGUUUCUGAACGAAGUGUGGAGCACCAUCACCCGCCUCGACGACGUCCACGCGUACUUGCGCUGCGCCGCGGCGUUUGUGGCGCUGCUGGUCGCCCACUAUUCCGUACAAUAUAUAUAUAUAUAAAUCCA